Scleropages formosus (Asian bonytongue) is the source of this 3316-nucleotide messenger RNA. RefSeq names its product mucin-5AC-like. Bases 387 to 2435 code for a protein of 682 amino acids. NCBI's taxonomy places the organism in Eukaryota, Metazoa, Chordata, Actinopteri, Osteoglossiformes, Osteoglossidae. The transcript has 6 exons. The record is from RefSeq and is a predicted model, not a curated record.
GCAAAAUGUGGAGAGGCUGCUGUUGCUGGAGAUAAGAAGAAGAUGGUGGAACCGUGGUGGGACGCGCGCUGCUGCUGUCAGUGUCACACUCUCCGACAAGGACAACAAGCGCUCUUGGUGUGUUAGCGAGGCAGGACGAAGUUUGAUCCAGAGGUGUCGAGGUCAAGGUGCCGAGCUGCAGCACUGGGUGUGUGUUCAUCCCAGCCCAUGGAAGAGUGCUGACAAGAAGCUGCCCUUGUGCAGGGUUGCAGUGUUCUGCUGUGUCCCAGAAGCAUACGGCACGAGACGAGGACCUGUCUGGAUCUGCUUGCUGCUACCGCUUCCCCGCACGGCCUCUGAGAGCCGAUCUUGUGGCCCUUGCUGUGUCCAGCUCCCAGGCUCGGGCGAUGGCAGCGAGCCUGCUGCUCCACGCAGCUCUCCUGUGGGCCUCUGCCUCCUCCUCGGCAACCGCUGCCGAGCAGUGCUUCUCCAAAGUUCACCCUGAUCUGAUCGUCAAUGCCAGCGCGGCCUUCCUGGCGAAGUCAACGGUGUUGGACGCGCACGCCAGUCCAUCCCAGCAGGCCUGUCUCCUCGACUGCUGCUCCCAAGAAGGUUUUAAGUGCAACUGGGCUGUGUACAAACCAGACAAACCAGCUGGAAGUGAGAACUGCUAUUUAUUCCACUGUGAGAGACAAGACGACUGUCCUUUAAUUCCGAUGACUGGCGUGAACACCUAUAACAUUUUAAAAGGUUUGGAUUAUCCAUCCAAGAACCAUCUAACAACUGCAACCAUGACAACAAGACAACCAACUACUACUAUGACAUCAUUAUCCACUAGUAACACUCAGCCAACCACUACUGUGACAUCAUUAUCCACUACUAACAUGCAACCAAUCACUACUAUGACAUCAUUAUCCACUGGUAACAUACCACCAACCAGUAUAACAUCAUUAUCUACUAGUAAAGUGCAGCCAACCACUAUAAUAUCAUUAUCUACUAGUAAAGUGCAGCCAACCACAAUGACAUCAUUAUCUACUAGUAACACACAACCAACCACUGCUACAGUAUCACUAUCCACCAGUAACACUGAACAAAUCACUAUUAUGAAAUUAUUACCCACUAGAAACACACAACCAACCACUACCAUGACAUCAUUAACCCCUAUUACUAAAAAACCAGCCACUACUACCACACUGCUAGCCACCAUUAUGAUGUCAUUAUCCACUACAGUAAGACAAACAAGAACCACAGUGACAUCAUUAUCCACUGCUACCUCACCACUGACCGCUACUACAACACAACCAGCCACUAAUACCGCACGAUCAACAAGUACUGCAGCAAGAGCUGUGACAAGUGCUACUCAACCAACUAUUAGUAGUGCUAUUACUGCUACUUCCAUAACCACUACAACACAGCCAGGUGCGUUUGUUACCACAGCCCUGCAAAACACUAUGACUACUACCCAGGCAACUAAAACUAGUACUGUUUUUAGAAAACCCUUUUCUUUGACCAUAACACCAUUGACGCCCACUACUUCUAGUACACAAUCUACAACUACUGCUACUGCUAGGACUUUUCCUACAACUACUACUACAGCUACUCUAACCACUCUUCCUACAACAGCUACUACUAGUGAGAGAGCAACUACUAUACAAGUAACCACGAUUAUCACAAAACCAACCAGGAGUUUCAUUCCUAUGCAGGUAACAAGUAAAAUCAUGGCAUUAACUGAACAUCCGGCCACCUCGACAGAAAUGCAAAUAUUAAAAAGCGUAACAGCUAAAAAAGGUCAUAUUACAAACACGCAAACCUUAACAGCAGGAGCCACUUUGUCAAAAUCAGGAGUACAGACAGCUGCAGCCAUAACUGCGAUAAAAGCAGUAAAUGUAACUGGGAAAAACCGCAAUAAAGCUGCAAGAAAAGAGGGCACAAAGACAGCUGAGCACAGUACAAGUCAAGGUUCAGCUACUGGAGGCACGGCGCUGCCAGUCAGACUUCUGCCCAAUCCUGCGAAGCCCAGUAGUGCAGUGAGACCAUCUGGUGGCCCACACAAAGCAGGGAGCAGGAAACCCAAGACACAUAUGAGGACCACAGCACGGCCGGUGACCUUGGCCCCAAAGGUCGUGACAGUGAUGUCCUCUGCAUCUACAGUGAAACUCACAGCAGUGAGCACAGCCACCCAUACUGCCCCGAGAAACCCGGACAAAAAACCCGAGCACAAGGCAGCAGGCUAUGUCCACCCAGUGCCGCCCAGCUCGAACCCAGCUCAUGCAAACCCGCCCAGAAGACGCAGCGACCACCAAGGGAGGCUGAAGAGCAGCCUUGAGGUGACUGUGGUCGUUGGACUGGUGUUCCUGACUCUGGCCAUUGCACUGGUGGGAAGGAAGGCGAUGGAGUCGUUCAACCGACGGCAGUACACACGCCUGGAACUCAACGACCUGUACUAUGAUGUGUAAGAAGGCCCGCAGCAGAAGGAGCCACAGCGAGGGAGCACAACCGUCACAUGCAAAAACCUUUUUUUUAUGGAGAAUCGCUCACUUGGAUACCUUCUUGUCUGUUUUUUAAAAUGACAGUAAAAGAUCAGUGUGGUUCAUUUAGACAAACCCACUAAUAAAACAGAAUAGGGAAGCUUCUUAGAAGGGCCAAAGAAAAAAGGAAUAAAGACGCAGCAAUACCUCUUUUCCUUACGCUCAGGUAACUUGAAAUCUGGUAAAGGAAUGGAAAAUUGGGUGACUAGUGAAAUAUGCCAUAUUAUUUGUUACAACUGCAUAGAAUACAAUUAAAUAAUAACUGCUGUAGGAUAUGUCAUAUAGAUCAUCUGCAAGUGAUCCAACAAGCCACAUCAUUUGUGGUUUUUUGUAUUGUUUUUAUUCAUACCCUGCUAUGUUCUGUGAUGUUUUGACUGGAAACAGACAAACCAGUCAUUAUAAAACAACUGUCUUUUCUUUGUCUUUGUUAACAUUUUGCUAAGUUAUUCACAGAUCUUUAUCGGUGACUAUCAGCUGAAAGGUAUGAAGGAAAAAAAGGUUAUUAAGAUCUGACGCAAUUCCCACACAAUAUAUACUAAGUUUUGUGUACUGUCCACAUAGGUAGCGUUCACUGAUUGCACACUAUUUUGCUAGUGAUAAUUUAUUCAUAAAUAUGUAUGCGUGCAUAUGUGUGUUUGAGUGACAGCAGAGAAAGGAGGAUGUAAAAAUUGAACUGGUUAGACUAGAAUCCUCUUGCACAGUGAUGUAAUAUAUAGUCUUUCACCACAGGAUGGCAACAGUCACCAAGAAAACGAAUCAGUGAGGAAGACGCACAUUGUUUGCUUUCUGACUUGUUCCUCGAUCAAUGU